UUAAAUCACAGAGUUUCCCCUGGCCCUCAUCGCCCAAAACCCCGAGAAAUUCACCAACCAGAAAAGCGCCCCCAAAUCCACACGAGCAUUCCCCUACCUCGGCCGCCGGGGGAAGGGGGAAAACGGAAAAGAUCCCGUCCCAAUGGCUCUCCUCCCCCAAAUCCUCCACUCCCCUCACCCCCGCCUCGCCGCCGCCGCCUCCCCCUCCCGCGCAUUCCCUCGAGCGCCCCGCCUCCAUGCCUCCGCCUCCCGCCGGGGCUCCGACCGCGGCCGCCUCGCCACGGCGGCGGGCGCGUCCGGGUCCGGGCCCGGGCCGUCGUCGCCGGAGCCGUACCCCCCUGAGUCCGACGACGGGCUGGUGGAGCUCCCGCUGUUCCCGCUCCCGCUCGUGCUCUUCCCGGACGCCACCCACGCGCUGCACAUCUUCGAGCUCCGCUACCGCAUCAUGAUGCACACGGUGCUGCAGACCGACCUCCGCUUCGGGGUCGUCUUCGCGGGCUCCGGCGGAUCCGCCGCCGAGGUGGGGUGCGUCGGCGAGGUCGUCAAGCACGAGCGCCUCGCCGACGACCGCUUCUUCCUCAUCUGCAAGGGCCAGCAGCGGUUCCGCGUCGCCCGCGUCGUGCGCACCAAGCCCUACCUCGUCGCCGCCGUGCAGUGGCUCGAGGACCGCCCGCCCGCCGAGGCCCCGGCACCCGCGGAGGAUGCCGAGGCGCUCGCCGCCGACGUCGAGGCCCUCAUGCGGGACGUCAUACGAAUCGCCAACCGACUCAACGGCAAGCCCGAGAAGGAGGUGGGCGACCUGCGCAGGGGCCUCUUCCCCACGCCCUUCUCCUUCUACGUCGGCAACACCUUCGAGGGCGCGCCCCGGGAGCAGCAGGCGCUGCUCGAGCUCGAGGACACCGCCGCAAGGCUGCGCAGGGAGCGGGACACGCUGCGCAACACCCUCAACUACCUCACCGCCGCCUCCGCCGUCAAGGACGCGUUCCCAUCCUCGCCGUCGUCGGGGUGAGGUGAGGUCACGGAUGGAUGAUGAUAAGGAGUUUGUGGUGGAGGGUAUAGGACUAAACUUUCUUAUCACUCUUUUUUGCGCCCUUUUUCUUGGCUUUUCUCUUAUAUAUUUUCCGUGGCUAGGUUUUACUCGCAAGUGGUUAGCAUUUUAGCCUGUAAAAUUGUAUAAUUUGUUGUGUCAACUCAAGAAAAUGUGGAGCGGUGACGAUGGUCCUUAAUAAGGAUAAGAAUUUUGCUCUCAGAGAUAAACUCUGAUGCUUCCAGUGCUAAAUUGGAGCUGAAUUGAAGCUAUUAGUUGCCAUUGAUAA
Setaria italica (foxtail millet) is the source of this 1316-nucleotide messenger RNA. RefSeq names its product lon protease. Lineage: Eukaryota; Viridiplantae; Streptophyta; Magnoliopsida; Poales; Poaceae. The record is from RefSeq and is a predicted model, not a curated record. The transcript has a single exon. The coding region runs from base 143 to 1009 and encodes 288 amino acids.